AGGCCCACCAUCACCGCCAGCACCGCCAGCAGCGCCUUUGGAUUUCGGAUUUCGGAUUUCGGAUUUCAGAUCGUUCCGGAAAUGCCUUACGUUGUUUGUCUUUGAUUCAUUGGAGAGCGGUGCCACGUGAUUGGGCUGGACUUGCAAAGUAGGAACUCCUGGCCAUGGCCUUGCAGACCAUGCGGAUGCCUAUGACUCCAUCAUCGAGCAGUGGUAGUGCGGGUGGUGGUGCUUCCUCGUCCUCCUCUUCUACGGGUCGAGUGACGCCUCAUAAUGCCGUGACCAGUGCCAACCUUUAUCCAUUAUGUCAACAGUGCGCCACGCCCAAGCCCACCCUCAAGUAUGUGAUCCCCACGCAUGGAGGUAAGAAAGAGUUCUGCUCCGAACCGUGCCUCAUGAAUCAUCGGAAAGGCAUUCAACCCGCUUCGGCCAUUGUCACGCCGCCCCCGGCCAGUGUGACCUCAGUUCAAAACACGCCUAAAUCCUCGCCCGUGUUGAGUCCUCGGGCCAAAUUGGACGACGAUGAGGACUCGAACGGGUCUUUCGAUUGGAAAGACUACUUAGCCGAAUCCGGGGCUCAGCCUGCCCCCGGUCACGCCUUCAAACAAGCGACCAUUCCACCGCCCAAUCAGUUUGAAGUCGAUUUCAAACUCGAGGCCCUCGAUCCGCGUUCGCAAUCCGUGUGUAUUGCCACCGUGGUGGGGACCUUGGGGCCUCGGGUUCGACUCCGUUUGGACGGAUCGGACUCCAAGAAUGAUUUCUGGAAGAUGGUCGAUUCCAGCGAUCUCAAUGAGAUCGGCGUGUGUGAGAAGAAUGGCGGGAUGCUGCAGCCUCCCGUGGGCUUCACUCUGAACGCCACCUCUUGGCCUAAGUUUCUUGUCCGAACCUUAAGUGGGGCCAAGAAUGCGCCCAAAAGUUGCUUCAAACCUGAGCCACCGACUCCCAAGAAGAACUACUUUGAAGUGGGACAAAAACUAGAGGCCCUGGACCGGAAGAACCCGCAUCUCAUAUGUUGCGCCACCGUCAGUGAAGUGAACCACGACCAAAUCCACGUCCAAUUUGACGGAUGGAAAGGAGCCUUUGAUUAUUGGUGCAAGUUCGACUCUCGAGAGAUCUUUCCUGUGGGAUGGUGCUCUAUGGCGGGCCACCCUCUUCAACCCCCUGGCAUGAAACAUUACCCGGGAAAAGCUCGGAUCAACGUGAACGUGCCGAACAAUUCCACGUCGCCAUCUUCCAACCAUUCCAGCCCGCCCAACAACAAUCAAAGUUCAAGUGUGAGAAAGCAAGCCUCCUCCACUCUGCACUCGCCUGAGCCAGACAGUAGUCAAAAGUUGAUCUUUGGCGGCGCGAGUCCCGACAAAUCCAGCCUUUCGCAACCUCCGCAACUCCAACCUCAAAGUUCGGCCGCCCAGCUGUGCAUCAAGGUGAACAAGGCCAAAAUCGCCUCUCUCACAGAUCUCGGACCAUUCUUGGACCGAAAAAAGAUGGAGAGACUGCCCUCCAUGUUCGGUCCCGCCCCUCUGAAUCGGGUGGUUCGAGAGUCGGUUCAGCAUCUCGUGGACGUAUCGCACGAUCAAAAAGAGGUAUUUGGACUUCUCCGACAAGGAGAAGGUAAAGUGAUCAUCACUGCGUCGUUCGAGGACAAAAUGCAGACUAUUCGUCUUCCCAAAAUGGACAAGAGUGAGGAUGUGUGGGACUUUAUGGAGAUCCUUUUCGACGAAUUGCGUUGUGACAUCUUCUACGAAAAAGGCAAAAUCGGUUCGUCGAAAGACCAAAGUGAGCAUUCCACUGUGAACAAUCUAAAUCCCACUCCCCUAGCCUAUGUCAAGUCCAAGAACGUGAAAGAUUUGACCCAUUCGAGCACCUUGAAACGGAAAGGGACGAUUGAGGCCGCGCCAAACGGACAUCCCAACAAACAUCCGGCUUCAAACAAAAGCCCAGCCGGACUGGAUUCUCACGGGCCAUCGCCCAACAAGACACCCCGUCUUUCCCAGUCGACGGAGGCCGUGAAGAAAUCGGCCAAGCAGAGUGCGGCCUCCCCACAUGAUCAUCAGCCUCGAGCUCGAGGCCGACCGCCAGGUUCGAAAUCUGGAAAAUCGAACAACAACGCCCACAAGACGCCUGUCACCUCGAGUUCGCAAGUGGUGCCGAGUAGUAGUAGUCCCAACAAGAAACUGCCCAUCUAUCACAAUGCCCAUAAGAACUAUGCCCAGCCAAAGGCCGACUAUCACCAGCAACUCCAACAGAUCCGGCCUUCCCCUCAAGUCAGUACGAUUUUGCCCGCCUCCACGAUUUUGACCAUGACUCCGUCGGCGGCCAUGGGAGCGGCGCCCAGUCAUCAGCUCAUCUACCCUGGGACGCCGACCACCUUUUUGGCUUCGAGCCCGCGCACACAACAUCACCCCAUCUACACGGCCAGUCCGCAGGUGAUGACCCCCACGUCGACGCCCACCACUAUCCUGCCAGUUCAAUAUCAAAACCCUCCUCCCCCUGCUCUUCCCCCGCCAAUUCAAACACCAGAGACCAUUGUACAAACCGAGGCGACGGCGCUCAAAUUGCCGGGCAAGUAUCAUUCGUCCAAUCUACCGGGUGAUCCUGGCGAUUGGACCAUAGAUCAGGUGGUGGGUCACAUAUCAGAGUUGGACAAGAGCCUGGCCCAUCACGUGGAGAUGUUCAAAACACACGAGAUUGACGGCAAAGCGCUCUUACUCCUCACGUCCGAGAUGAUGAUGCGCUAUAUGGACAUGAAGCUAGGUCCGGCACUGAAGAUCUCGAACAUUGUGGAGAUGCUCCAAGGGAAGAAGCAUUUGCCUAUGCCGCAAUGGUAAAACCACACACAUACACACACAGUACUCGUACACACACACACAUAUAUAUAAGUUUGUAACAUAUACAUAUUAUGGAAAGCAAUAUCCUCUAUACCUCCCGAUGUUCAUGUUAAUGGCGAUCGGUGAGAUUUUCUCUCCCUUAAUAUCGCUGUGACCUGCAAUUUUUACUUGUAUUGAAAAUACAUCUAUUUUCAUCAAUCAAAUUCCUCCACAGAGCAAGGCUUUUAUUGAAUCGUCCGUGACUUGAGUUCCUUCUGAGCUGCAGCACGUACGAAUGUUUGAUGGGUGGUCAAUGUGGUUUGGAAUGAAUCAAGGGUUCGUUGGUCAAGGAUGGAGGGGAGUUUCUUGCAGAUACUCAACAAGAGCUUUCCAAAUUUGGCAUUCUUCCUAAAGUGACUCGUGGACGCCACCAAAACAGGACACAAGCUCAACAAGAGCUCAUUUGGAAGAACGGAUUGUGGAUCGAGUUUUUGUAGGAAACACUCCAAAAGCAUCAAAUCCGGAUCUUGUAGCAACUCGCGACUCUGAAGAAACGUCUUGAACACAAACAAUCUCGAUUCUUCAUUCGGACACGCGUCUCGGAUGAAAGUUAAAAUCACCUCUGGGUGUGCCACAGGAUUCACCUCGAAUAACGGCCUUAAGAUUGACUGAACCACGAGAUCGAAUUCAAUCUCGGCCAAGGAUAUCACAGAUUGAGCCACUUCACGAAUGAUCACAUCCUCUUGCAUUAGAUUCGGGACGAUCAGAGUCUCACAAAUGAGCGCGAAUUGCUCGUUGUUCUGCAGUGGGUCGCUCACCAGAGCCUGACAUAACGAGCACAUUUCCACCACGCCCAGAGUCAAGCCCGCCUUCUCCAGAACAGGUCGGACUCGAUCUGGGGAACAGGUCUCAAAGAACACUUGAAAAUCACGUUUUUGCCAACCAUUCGACCGCAGUGCCUGAAUCAAACAUUCCUCGGAAGCAUUGGCUUUACCACCAAGAUUGACACUCUCGUUCAACCGGGGUCGUUUUGGCGAAGGAGGUGGGUCUGUUAGCUCUGAUUGGAGUGGUUCCGAGACGGAUUCUGGGGUCAGUUUCAAGCCAUAUAAGGCUCGGUAGAAUUGACGAACCUGAGAUUUGCGCUCAAAGUCCCCGUUGUCAAUGUCUUUUUGCUCUAACUUGGCCAACGUGGCCUUGAGCGCUUCCAUAUUGUCUAUGUCUUCAAAUCGAGGUGUCCACACUUGAUAGUGGUCGGUAGUCGAAGGUGGAUCGAGUGACCAGACAAUCGGAGGCGUAGAAAUCGUAAUAAGCCGUGCCAUGAAAGGCCAUGUUGGAAAGCACAAUCACGUAUUCACAGAUACAGAAGAAGCUGUACACAUAUGGUUCGCAGUACUCGUUGUGACGCCAGUAAAAGUACAGCAUGAGCAUCACACUGAACAAGGUGAUCUUGAGGAAGCGCUUCUUUAGAACCACGGCAUACCGCUCGUAAUUGUUUUGAGCCGAGUAACCGCCCCGACAGCACAAGUACACACUCACCGUCAUGUAAAUGAGCGAGCAGAAGAUGAACGUACCAAAGGCCGUCUUAUGGAUGGGAAAAUUCUCGUGCGAACUUACGAUGGUCAAGGUCAACAGGCCGAGAUUCUCCACGACGUGUACAACCAAGACGAGUUGGACCAGAAACGCGUUCAACGGCGAGUGCGGUAGCCGUUGAUGGAAGUGGUGGGCGUGGAGGAAGGCGAAAAGAAAUCGGGGAGCACAAUGGAGAGAGAUGCACGCCUGCCAAAUAUAUCGCUGCGGCUUGAAGGUCCCGAUGGCGGCCGAGAUACUGGGGGCGAAAUUGGACACCUCACAGUGCGUAUAAGUGGCGUUCUGGAAACAAAAUUGAGAAACCCGCCAUAUCAUUGAACGGAUCGCCCUCCAUUCGUAUCUGUUAGUAAUACCUCAAACUGGUCCCAAAUCGAACCCACAAUACAGAACCCGAACCCCCCUAACGGCAAACUAAUGGUGAAGGCGGCUAAUUGGCGCAAUUUAAACGCGAUCAAAUUCGACCCGGCGUUGGAUAAUUUGCGAGCCAUUUUCUUCCCCUUUUCGUCCUGUUCCUUCUUUUAUGGAGUGCCAAGGGGUAAGAAUUGGCUGUGUUUGGAGAAAGUCCAACACCUGACCCCCGCCAAUUUCGAAAUUCGAAGGUUUCCCCCACCCCCUAGCCCCAAAAUCGUAUUAGAUGCCCUAGGCUCAUCCUCACAUUCCCGCUCUUGAACCCUAGAUCCGUGUUUUAAAGUGGGUUCUCGCCCAGACGCCUUACCGGAUAUCGGACGAUGGUGGUCAAGACGCAGACCACGGCCGCUAUGAAGGGCAGUCCCACGGUAGCGGCUAAAAGCUGGCGGAAGUGCCACCGUAGAAUGGGCUGACUGGGGUUGUUCAUGGCGGUCGGGUGGCGGCGACGGUGAAUCCCGGGAAUGGUAGGGACGGUUGCUCCGCUUGGUGCUGGUCCUGGAACCCCGCCGCCGGGGCCAAGAGUGCUCAGCCAGUGGAGAUGAGUAGAAGAUGGAGGACGGCCACAGCAUCACGAAGUCCGGUCAACCUCGACCACGGCGAACAUGGCUCGAUUAGACUGGCAGAUCGAACGAGGUACUACAAGAGCUCCAAGAGCUCCAAGAUCGAUCGGCAGACUCAACUACCAAGAGAGUAGUCGAGUGGUCGAGUGGUCGAGUGGUCGUUGGAUCGAUUCGAGUCGGGCUUGGCCAGCAGGGACUUUAGCUCGUCAGGGCGACUCCUCACGACAGACAUACCUGCCUAGAGAGUUGGAUUUUAUUUCAGCUCGACCGAGUUGCCUACCUACCUAACAAUCAUCCAUGUGCUGCUAUCUUUGUCUCUAAUCUCUUAUCUUUUCAUGCAUGGACGUGUGUCGAUGGUGACCACAUGGUUUGGACCCAAAAGAGCCCAGAGCCUACCCGGAGAAGGUGCAGGUUUUAGCGCUAAAAGGGCGAGACCGAAAGUAAAAAUAAAAGAGUAAAAAAACGCAAGCUAUAAAAGCGAAACAUGCAGUGCAGCUGUUGGAUGUCAAAGUACCAGACUUCAAGUUGGUGGCCAAUCUAUUUAUUGUCCCUUGGUUCAUAAUCCUAGGCCUAGUUCUCCUGUGAGUAAAGAGGUAGCAACUAAGGCCUAAAACAGAACCUACAGCUAGCUGAACUAAAUCGAAUUAAUCUAGAGCUAUACUACCAGUACAUGACAAAAGGAACUCAAUCUAGCUCUAUACAGCUACAUUUAGGCCCCAUGUGAGUGUCUUUCAGUUUUCCCAGGGCUGACGAGUGACGAGACACACAGACGAGGUUCAAUUCUGUUCCAACCCUGUAUACGUACAUGCAGUACGUAUAUACUUGGAAAUGGGUCGGUGCGGAUCAAGUCUGAAUCGAGUUCCAAACACCACUUGUCAUGUACCGCUUGCCCAAGGGAGUAGACUGAAUUAUGGAGCCCUUGGCGUCAGGAGAUCCAGGACCGAAGGAACCACCGAGGCAGAAGCACAGACGUUCAUGGAACCGAUGGCAGCCGCACUCCCAAGGGGUUCAGAUUAAGGUCCCUAUGGCAGAGGCUUCUGUUUUAGAGUCCAGGGACUUUGUGUUGGUGAAUAAAUCAACACGGUGUUCAAUAAGCCCUAUCAAGUGUGCAUAGAAAUUCCCAAACACAGCUUGGCAUUUUUCUACCUCAAAAAGUCAUAGGGCACAACUUUGACUUUGUUGCUUUAUGGAAUUCUAGCCCACAUGAAGAACUUACUUGCCUAAAAACUGAAAUUUUCAAAAUCCUAUUCAAUCUAAAUUAGGAUAAAACUUACUUCGCUUUUGAAUAUAAUUUAUGAUAUCAUCUAUUUCACCGCUACGUAGUUACAUGGGAUUUAGUGGUCCAAAUUUCAUCGUUUUUUUAGCCAGUGUGGCUAGAUGAUAUCAUAAUUUAUAUUCAAGAGCCAACUAAGUGUGCUUCCAAUUUACAUUGAAUAGGUUUUUGAAAAAUUUGGUUUUUAUAAUGGUUUUAGGUAUGUAACUUUUUCAUGUGGUGUAGAAUUCCAUAAAGCAAUAAAAUCAAAAUAUUUCCCCGUGAUUUUUUGAGGUAGGAAAUUGCCAAGAUGUGUUUGGGAAUUUCCGUCAAAACUUUAAAGGGUAUUUUUACCACAGCGUGAAGUAUGAUUCAUGAACUUUGUGUAAAUGAAAAAUUUGAGAAAAUCUCUAGAAGCAACUUGGUCAUGUCAUGGAUCAAAAGGGCAUAAGCUUGAAUUUAGAUCCUGGAAAAGAGGCGUCAUUGUAAAUGGACGAGCCUGGAUUCCAGUGGUGGUAAAGAAGUCUGCUAACAAAAAAAAAGAAAAAAAAACAUAUGUUUACAAAUAUUCCAUUCUCAUCAUGAUAAAUCCUUUUUUUGGUUUUGUUUUUCACGGGCUUUUCUAACCGCUGCAAGGAAUGUAAUUCCCAUUACUAUUGAAAUGAAAGGUUGUAAUUUGUCUAUUUAUUACCUUUCACUCUUUAUAUGUUCAGCUUAGUUCUUUCACACAUGUGUUUUCUUACCUUAAAAAGUUAAGUCUAAACAUAUGAUGGAAAAUCUCCACGUUUUACUUUGCUUUCAGAGUUGCCUGUAUUUUCCUCAUAUGUGGCAAAAUUAGUAUACAAUUGCUAAAGUCUCUUGUCAAAUAUGCGUGCCACAUCAUGCUUAUUAUUUCCUUGAUUAGCAGUUGCCAAGAAUGGACUACGUCUAAUGGUUGAAAAUUGGUAUUUAACAUAUAUCUUUGUAAUGAAAAUCAUGUUCUUGGAUCUGAAAGGUUGUACUCGUCAGAGGUUGCUCUUCAUGCUUGCACUCUUCCACUAAAGAGCCCUAGGCACACGCAGUCACAUUUAGCUUUGUUGGUCAUUUCCUGCAUUAUUUUGUAAUGGCUGUUGUUAUUGAGCUGUAUUGUAGCAGAUCAAGCAUCAUCUGUACUGUUUAAAUAUUUGACUGAUUUGUUUUUGCCUUAUCCCUAGGGGAAUUUGAUUCGGGGAAACGUACUGCCCGGCUUUGUGUUCUUCUUUGUACUGAGAUCAAAUUAGGGAGGGGUUCUUGCUUGUUGGUUCUGAUGUUGUGUAUUCUUGUUGGUUCCAAGAGUGUCUCUGUUAGGUCAGGUGGCGGUGCUACUCAGUUAUGUUUGAUGUUGUGGAUCACCAUAAUAUCUGCCACAAACCUUCUGCCCGAAAGCUAGUACAGGCCUAACCCUCUCAAUCAUUCUUUAUAUUGAAGGGGUCACAAGUGUCACCACCACCGCAUAGAUCUCUGCUGGACUCCUUCAACUCUGUCAAAGUCCGUUUUAAGCUACGGCAACCAAACAGCAAAAUCGAAUUUUAGUUUGGGUCUCAAAAAAGUUUUGAACCAGAACAACGUGUUUUCUAGACUUGAAAUGUGAGGUAUGUCAUACCUAGAAUCUGGCAAGCUUUACAAACAAUCCUAAUGAUGUCUACCGACAAUGUCAGGCCCUGGUCCAUCAUUACUCCAAGAUCCACCUCCCUUGACAUUACUUACAGGCCUUGUCCGUCCACACUGUACAGUGGUGGUAAACUUUAGACUCUUGGACUUGUGCAUAUUGAAGGACUUUCUGAUUGUGUUGGCCCAGGCCAAGAAGAACUCAAAGACUGGAGGGGAUCUUGUCCAGGCCAAAGCUGAGUUAUAGAGGGGUGUGAAGCUUUGGGAUUUCAUACUAGUGCGCCCUCUGGUUCUGCCAUGAAGGAAGUGUCACCACACUUCUUACUCAUGACAAAGUGAUUGGUACCAAAGAUUUUUUUUGUAUUUUCUGGAUAUUUUUAUCACUUGUGAUGAAAUGUCAUCUUUAUCAAAUGAAUGUUGAACUUAAAUGGUUCAAAAUAAUUGUCGAACAAUUUCCAAAACAUAGCGUACAAUUUUGUCAAUGAAAAUUUGGAAGCACUGGAUGUGCUAAAAUCAUGGUAGUUCUUGCCGCGAUUGUGGCGCAGCCUAAGUAGCUCACACACCUGUAAUCCGAUCCGGUUCUUUACACGUCUCUAUAGUUGCUUUGCAGUUGUGAUCUGUCAUGUUUAUCUACAAGAGCUCUGAAGAUCUUGGUGUUGACUGCAUAUUUAAAAUGUUUGAAAUGUUUGUAGGGUUAAGAUUGCCAGAUUGGUAUAAAAAUACAAUGGCCAAACUGGUGAGCUGAUGCUUAUGCGUGUUAACGUCCAAGCCUAAACUCAGAGGUACGAGCGUUGAAAAAACUCGCUUCUGGUCGUUAAGUAACCCGAGAACUUUUACUAUCUAGGCAAUUUUUGCAUUGGGUAGCCCACCAUGUACUCUGUUUAGAUUCUCCGUGAAGUGUCCAUACUUUUUAAAAUGGUGCUAAUUUAUUUUACUGAUGUGGCAGGCUGGUUUGAUCGUACUGUGCUAAUUUUCAUAAAAAAAAUGAGAAUAGGUCCAGAGGUGCCAAAUUUUGCUUUCAUUCCAACCCUCCCUCUACUGAUUUCAUGACCAGCUUACUUCGGGACUACGUAAAACAAGUUAUCACCAAACGUUCAAGUAGCAACAUCAAAAACUUUUUCUUGUAACCCAAAGCCCGUGAUCCCCAAAGGUCACAAGUGAUUAACCGCAAAUCUGACGGUUUGUCCGACACUCACUCGCAUUCAUCAACAUAAUACCUGUUUAGAGCCAACGAUUUCGAUGGCUGAAUUCGUCGCCUCACCCGACGACCAAACGAGGGCUCAAGCCCUGAGCGAGACUUUGAAUGCCACGGAAUGUGUGACGAUUGUGGCGGGCAUCAUAGCCAAUCCCAACCAGAUUUGUCGUCGGGAGCGGGCUUCGUAUGCGGUGGGAGCGGCUCGAGGAGCGGCUUGGACUGUUGGUCAAAUCGCUAAGGCCUCGCCCACCCCCGAGAACCUCACUUAUGCCCAAAUGGCGGAGAACGCAGCACGGUCGGUGGAAUUACUGAUGUCGUUAUUGAAAUGAAUUGAUUUUCAUUGAACGAAACACGAUUGGAACAGAAGGCAGGCCCAUCAAGUGCCUCAUUUUUUUGUAGCCUAGCUGGACGACGGUACGCUUGGUAUUUUAACCGCAAAUCAAGGCUCACGUAUUCCAGAUCAGACUUUUCAAUACUGUUUAUUGUUGAAAAUAAAUGCGGGUUCAUAGCUACACACA
Molecule: messenger RNA, 9953 nt
Organism: Tigriopus californicus
Lineage: Eukaryota; Metazoa; Arthropoda; Copepoda; Harpacticoida; Harpacticidae
Product: polycomb protein SCMH1-like
Exons: 7
Coding region: 165-2828 (887 amino acids)
Biological process (GO): regulation of DNA-templated transcription
Cellular component (GO): nucleus
Molecular function (GO): protein binding
Source: RefSeq, a predicted model, not a curated record